AUGCUCCGCUUCCUUUACUACUGCAUCGCUGAACCGGAGAGUUUCCGCCCUGCCAUCUUCAACGUUUUGAUUUCGGAAUUAUUUACCUCUUCUAUCAUCGUACUUGGAGGCUAUUACCUUCUGCACUCGGAGGAGAAUAACCUCAUGGACUACAGCGUUCUCAUCGGCAUCCAUGAUGUGGAGAUGGCGUCGGAAUUGCCGCCAUCAUCAGAGGAACCUCAGGAGAUGCCCGAGAGCUCCUACGAGUCGUCCACUGCCUCUGCCGGCGAUGGACUGGGCGAGAUCAUCGAGUCUCAGUACCGCCUUUCAGGACCUCACGGCGUGAACGCCAUGGUUGUGGGCUCUGCUGGCUCCGCAACUGCUGCGCGGCCCAGUGUAGUUGGAGCUGUCAACGCCUCUCUGGACGAGGAUGAAGACGAUGAGGAG
Dibothriocephalus latus is the source of this 426-nucleotide messenger RNA. The record is from the annotation of a GenBank genome assembly. Lineage: Eukaryota; Metazoa; Platyhelminthes; Cestoda; Diphyllobothriidea; Diphyllobothriidae.